Messenger RNA from Ascoidea rubescens DSM 1968, 705 nucleotides. It is a transcript of the gene TIM11, whose product is annotated as F1F0 ATP synthase subunit e. Lineage: Eukaryota; Fungi; Ascomycota; Saccharomycetes; Ascoideales; Ascoideaceae. The record is from RefSeq and is a predicted model, not a curated record. The transcript has a single exon. Bases 182 to 466 code for a protein of 94 amino acids. Gene Ontology annotation, molecular function: proton transmembrane transporter activity. Gene Ontology annotation, biological process: proton motive force-driven ATP synthesis.
UUUCCUUUUCAACCAAUAGCCGUUUUAAGAAUCGUUCGUUCUCAAUUUUAUUUCUCAACCUUUUCUUCUCUCAUUUUCAUCCUCUUAUAAUCAUCGCCAUAAUCAUUACUACCACCUUCUUUUUCCUUCUUUUAAUUCCUCCCAAUCUACUCUCCUAAUCCCAAUCCCAAUCCUAAUCUAAAUGUCAACUCUAAGUGUUCUCAGAUACUCGGUCCUAGGUGCUGGCAUCCUCUACGGUUUUACCCACGACAGAUCUCUCCAAAAUACUGCCGCAAAAUCAAAAGCUGAUCAUGACUAUGCUAAACAAGAAAAAUUAAUUCAACAAGCAAAAGACGCCUACAUCAAAUCGAAACAACAACCCCUACAAUCAACCGCACAAUCUCCCCAAUUAUCAAAUAUCAACCUAGAUGAUCCAAAAGCUGAUUUUGCUCAAUUGAUUCUCUCCUCCGUCGAAUCUUUAAAAUAACUAUAACUAUAAUUAUUUUAUUUCAUAUUUCAAUAAAUAAAUAAACAUAUUUACUACAACUACUCACUCCUUCUCAUGUUCAACUAUUGAAUUAUAAUCUACAAAGAAAUCAAUAUUCUUCUUUCAAUCACUUACCCACUUACCUCUUAUUUAAUUAUUUCAUUUCAUUGGAUUUGAUUAUUUUUUUUGGCUUCUCAGUUGUUUUUUUUAUCCUUUACUUUUAAAAUUUUUCUUAUUUU